CCAGUUAAAAUUUAUGUAAAAAGGCAAACAAAUGAGGAUGGUGAUUGGGCGAGUGAAACAUGGCGGAGAAAAGCCAGGCGAAGCGCUUACGGGAGGGAGAAGACAGGAAAAUGGACUGGCGCAAAUGGAAGCAGGAAAAGAAGGAGGAGAAGAAGAAAUGGAAGGAGCUGAAGCUGUUGAGGAAACUGGAUAAGAUGAUGAUGCAGGAGGUGGCAGAGAAACAGAAAGAGGAGGCAAAGCCCAUUGAAGAUAAAGGAUGCAACUACACAGUCAGCGUCGCCCUUCCGGGCUCCAUUCUCAGCAACGCCCAGUCGGCAGAGUUGCGGACUUACCUUGCUGGGCAGAUCGCCAGGGCCUGCGUCAUCUUCUGCGUGGACGAGAUUGUGGUGUUUGAUGAGCAAGGGGAGGAUUCAAAGACGGUGGAAGGUGAAUUUGAAGGGAUCAAGAAGAGAGGUCAGGCCUGUGUGCAGCUGGCCCGAUACCUUAGGAAAUCUUUCUUCCCCAAACACCAGGACCUCCAGUUUGCAGGACUCUUAAACCCCUUAGACAGCCCCCACCACGUGCAGAUAGGUGAGGAAUCGGAGUAUCGGGAAGGUGUGGUUUUGUCACGGCCCACCAAGCCUGGCCGGGGAUCCUUUGUGAACUGUGGAAUGCCAAAGCAGGUACAGAUCGAUAAGCAGCUGGAGGCAGGCCUUCGUGUUACAGUGCGUCUCAACCCACAGCAAAAUCCAGAGAGCAAAACACAGAAGGGGGUGGUCGUUUCAUCACACCAGCCUCGAACUGCUUCUGGGCUGUACUGGGGCUACAGUGUCCGCUUGGCAUCCUGCCUGAGUGCUGUGUUUGCUGAGUCCCCGUAUAAAGAAGGCUACGAUGUCUCCAUUGGAACCUCUGAGCGAGGGACCUCCGUGGACCAGGCAACUCUGCCUCCUUUCAGACAUGCUUUGAUAGUUUUCGGAGGCUUGCAAGGCCUGGAGGCAAGCGUGGACACGGACCUGAACCUGGAGGUCACAGAUCCAAGCACCUUGUUCGACUUUUACUUGAACACCUGUCCAGGGCAGGGCAGCCGCACCAUCAGGACCGAGGAAGCAAUCCUCAUCUCUCUGUCGGCGCUGAGACCUCAGAUUGACGAAGCAGUGAAGAAAGGCAGCAGCCUCUGAAAAGAAGCAGAAACUCAAGCAUCCAACAUGGGCAGACCAUCAUCAAUUUUUACCUCCCAGCCAACUUAACACCGAAAUGUGAAGUAGGACCAUCUUCUCUCUGUUUGGAGGUCAGGAAACUCACUUCCCUGCUGCCACUGGAUGAUUUGAUUGUGGAGCAGGUUGGAGCAUUCAGACACAAAGAAAGGGGAAAGGGCUUUAAGACUGGCCCAUCUACCUCAGCUGCCACUUCUCAGAAGGAGGCAUCUGCAUCAAACUUUUGGGAAACAGUGAAGACCUAAGUGUGGCGAUUGACUGGGGGGUGAUGCCUUCUAGCCCAAAUGCAAUCUGUUGCAACCACAUUCAUGUUUAACACAGGAGCAACAACUUUUAUCCACAAAAUUAAGACUGCUAAACCUACAGUGUAAGAAGAAACAUAUCAAGUAUGUGACCUAAUGUGAUAUUCCAGGAGUAUCUUGAUCAAUGAAAUGACCAAACUUUUAAAGGUGUAAAGCAGUGGUUCCCAAAGUGGGCAAUACUGCCCACUGGUGGGGGGCAGUGCAAUUACUUAGCAGAGUGAAAAGGACUAUCAGAUGUUAAAAAGCUGGUAUCACUGGAUCAAAUUCAUCAAUUUUGUUGAAUUAAAUUAA
Messenger RNA from Lacerta agilis (Sand lizard), 1786 nucleotides. Its product is annotated as putative methyltransferase C9orf114. Gene Ontology annotation, biological process: maintenance of centrosome location; miRNA processing. The record is from RefSeq and is a predicted model, not a curated record. Gene Ontology annotation, molecular function: miRNA binding. Gene Ontology annotation, cellular component: kinetochore; spindle pole centrosome; mitotic spindle. NCBI's taxonomy places the organism in Eukaryota, Metazoa, Chordata, Lepidosauria, Squamata, Lacertidae.